This is a messenger RNA of Colletotrichum acutatum, 969 nucleotides long. RefSeq lists its product as uncharacterized. The annotation marks the transcript as partial. The transcript has 3 exons. NCBI's taxonomy places the organism in Eukaryota, Fungi, Ascomycota, Sordariomycetes, Glomerellales, Glomerellaceae. The record is from RefSeq and is a predicted model, not a curated record.
AUGCACUACCCAUCCUUUGGCCACUUCCUCUUGGCGAGCAUCCUUGCCGUCCAAGGUGUUCAGUCGUUGAACCUCAUCCCCACGGGUCAGGUCGCCAGACGCUAUGUAGCUCCCGCCUUGGCACUCGCCAUGCCUGCCCUGGCUGCGCCCCAGGCUGCCAGCAUCGAGGCUCGUGAGCCUCACCACCGCGGCAAGAAGACCAAGAAGGCCAAGGCCGCUAAGCGCGAGGAGUCUGCUGUUGAUGAGGCCCUUGAGGCCCGUGAUAUCGAGGCUCGUGAGCCCCAUCACCGUGGCAAGAAGACCAAGAAGGCGAAGGCCGCCAAGCGCGACGAAUCCGCCGUCGAUGAGGCCCUCGAGGCCCGCGACAUUGAAUCCCGUGAGCCUCACCACCGCGGCAAGAAGACCAAGAAGGCCAAGGCUGCUAAGCGCGACGAAUCCGCCGUCGACGAGGCCCUCGAGGCUCGUGACAUUGAAGCCCGCGAGCCCCACCAUCGCGGCAAGAAGACGAAGAAGGCCAAGGCUGCCAAGCGUGACGAAUUCGUCUCUGAGGAGGCCGUCGAGUCUGCUGAGCACGAGAUCGAGGCCCGUGAGCCCCACCACCGCGGCAAGAAGACCAAGAAGGCGAAGGCCGCCAAGCGCGAUGAGUCUGCUUCCGACGACGCCAUCGAGUCCGCCGAGCACGAGAUUGAGGCCCGCGAGCCCCACCACCGUGGAAAGAAGACCAAGAAGGCGAAGGCUGCUAAGCGUGAGGAGUCUGCCUCCGACGACGCCGCUGAGCACUCCGUCGAGACCCGCGAGCCCCACCACCGCGGCAAGAAGACUAAGAAGGCGAAGGCUGCCAAGCGCGACGAGUUCGCUUCCGAGGACGCUGCCGAGCACGCCGUUGAGGCUCGUGAGCCCCAUCACCGCGGCAAGAAGACCAAGAAGGCCAAGGCCGCGAAGCGCGACGAGUACGCCGCCGUUGAGGCU